AUGACCUUGAAUGUGUCACAAGUCAACCACAACAGUUUCAUUCUAACAGGUAUCCCAGGUAUGCCAGACAAGAAUCCAUGGAUGGCCUUUCCCCUGGGAUUUCUCUAUACACUAACACUUCUGGGAAAUGGUACCAUCCUAGCUGUCAUCAAGGUGGAUCAGAGUCUCCAUGAGCCCAUGUACUACUUCCUCUCUAUUUUGGCUCUGACUGAUGUUAGUCUCUCCAUGUCCACCUUGCCAUCUAUGCUUAGCAUCUUCUGGUUUAAUGUCCCUGAGAUUUCCUUUGAUGCAUGCAUCACCCAGAUGUUCUUCAUUCAUGGAUUUGGAGUAGUUGAAUCAGGAGUCCUAGUAUCCAUGGCCUUUGACAGGUUUGUAGCCAUCCGAGACCCACUACGCUAUGCUUCUAUCCUCACCUAUGGCAUUAUUGGAAAGAUUGGAAUAGCUGUUCUCAUCCGAGCAAUCUGUGUGGUCUUCCCUGUACCCUUCCUUAUAAAGCGGCUGCCUUUCUGCCAUUCCAAUGUCCUGUCCCAUUCAUACUGUCUUCACCAAGAUGCAAUGAGAUUAGCCUGUGCCAGCACCCGAGUCAACAGCCUCUAUGGCCUCUUCAUUGUCAUCUUCACACUGGGGCUUGAUGCCCUCAUCAUUCUCUUUUCUUAUAUACUUAUCCUGAAGACUGUGCUGAGCAUUGCCUCCAGAGCUGAAAGGCUCAAAGCCCUCAAUACCUGCCUCUCUCAUAUCUGUGCUGUGCUGCUUUUCUAUGUUCCUCUUAUUGGUGUCACCAUGGUUCACAGAUUUGGGAAGCAUUUAUCACCAGUAGUUCACACACUCAUGGCCAAUAUCUACCUACUGUUGCCCCCCGUGUUAAACCCUAUUGUCUAUAGUGUGAAAACCAAGCAGAUACGAAGACGGAUCAUUCAAGUAUUUCAGAGAAAGAAUAAGGCAUAG
Tupaia belangeri chinensis (Chinese tree shrew) is the source of this 945-nucleotide messenger RNA. RefSeq names its product olfactory receptor 51H1. The record is from RefSeq and is a predicted model, not a curated record. Bases 1 to 945 code for a protein of 314 amino acids. Gene Ontology annotation, biological process: G protein-coupled receptor signaling pathway. Gene Ontology annotation, cellular component: plasma membrane. Gene Ontology annotation, molecular function: olfactory receptor activity; G protein-coupled receptor activity. Lineage: Eukaryota; Metazoa; Chordata; Mammalia; Scandentia; Tupaiidae. The transcript has a single exon.